GACGUAAUCUAAUAUCAGAAUCAAGGUUUAAGUCUAACAAAAGGAAUCCUCUCCAAGAUUUCCAUUCCAUCAGCCUGAACACGAGUAAUCAAACCGAAAGCCCCGAAAUAAACUAACAACUUUUCAAGCCAAAAAAAAAACAAAACCUAGUCAUAUUUCCAAUUCCCAAACAUCCACAAGACUAACUCGUAAUCUAAGAUUACAAACAUGAACAAAAGUGAUGUCAAGAAAAAAUUCCGACGCGUCGACCUCUCGCCUCCCUUGCUACAUUUAAAUUCCAUACAUACGUCCACAGGAAUGGAAUAAAAGUGAUCCUGCAGAUAAAAGCCCUAGGAUAUAUUUCCCCCUCGCACGUAGAUGGCUCAGAAAAAUUCGAAGCACAUUGAGGAAAGAAACUUCUGUAAGAAUGACAACUACUACCCUUAGCUCAACUUCAACAAGCAUUGGUGGUGUGACGGAUGGAGGGGGACUUUUCCCAACGUUUGUUCCGAGUGAUAUUGCGGGUCAGACGGUUUUGGGAUGUCCUAUUGUAUGUUACCAUCUUGUCAUCUACUCAUAAACUCUGUUCUCUUCUUUCAAGUGUUCAUAACUAACGACUUCCUUUCAGUCAUCAUUCAUGUCACUCGACUCUAAAUGUCCCAUCACAGGCACCGGACUCCCCGCAUGCGCAACCCAAACCGCUAAUUUCGACGAACCAUGCUGUGGUUCCCUCAGCGCAUUCGCCACUAGCGUUGGAGAUUGCUAUAGCAGUAAUGCACCGGCUUGUUUGAAUUUAGAUGGUGAGCUAUCCCCAUAUAAUCUUCCCAUUUUUCCUGAGCUAGUUCGCACAAACCAAAAGCAAGAAGAAUAGAAAGAAGAACGACCAAUGAAAUAAAAUAAACUAACAAAUUAAAAAGAACUCUCGAGUAGCUUAACAGCAUUCAGCGCCACAGCAACCGACCAACAAGUCACCAACCCAUGCGCUCGAUUCGCUUCCACAACUACUACUAGCGCCGCCACCGAGACGGGGGGGCAAGCUGCUCAGACUGGGGAAACUGGAGGAAGCGGAGCAACUGAAGGAUCUACUACAACAGGAACUGCGACGGGCAGCGCAAGCGCCGCCAGUAGUACGGAUUCCAGCUCCGGAAGUGCAAAAGAGAGAGGAAACAUGGGAUUGAAAACGGUUGCCACUUUGGCUUUGAUGGGAAGUUUGGGUGUGUUGUGGCUGUGAAAGGCGAGAAUCGUUGUGAGAUGAGGAGAGAAACAGGAGUAUGGUUGAUGACUUUACCGAUAUGGAUGUUAUGGGUACUUGUUGUAGGGCUCUCUGGCGAGAUGGAGGUUUUGAGUGAGGAUGAGAGUGGCGUUGGGCUUUUGGUUUGGUGGAUGUUAUCUAUGUUGUCUUUCGGUAUUGUAAGUGGGCUUGGAAUUUAUGUUGGUGUGGGAUAAAUAUUGUUAAAGGAAUGUCAUUUGGUUCUCUUGCUUGCGUUCGGAGAUCUGAUCUAAAGAUCUAUCAUCAAUGCACUUCACUUCGUACU
Sclerotinia trifoliorum is the source of this 1514-nucleotide messenger RNA. The record is from the annotation of a GenBank genome assembly. Lineage: Eukaryota; Fungi; Ascomycota; Leotiomycetes; Helotiales; Sclerotiniaceae.